GACACUGAGCGAAAUCAAGAGAUUCGAUCAAACCCGCUCUGAUCUCGAAUCUAUAUCCAUCCUCUCUCGUUUUACUCUCUACUGGAUCUAAUCCUGCUCGUCUGAUUUCGUCUAAGAUUCAUCCGAUUAAUCGAAACAGAAGGUACAGAGCAAGGGGUGCCGAGAAAAAAUUUUCUUACUCGAUGACAUUACAUCGCAAUGUCCGAUCGUUUGGGGCAAAUAACCAAGUCCAAGGAUGGGAAAAGCAAGUAUUCCUCACUCAGCCUAUUUGACAAGUACAAGGGAAAGUCAAUAGAAACUCAGAAAACCACAGUAGUUGCACGACAUGGCUUACAGAGUCUCGGUAAAGUGGCCGCUGCCCGGCGAAUGCCCCCGCCCGCUCACCUGCCGAGCUUGAAAUCCGAAAAUAGAGGAAACGAUCCAAACGUGAUUAUCGUGCCCAAAGACGGAACAGGAUGGGUGAACAAGCAGGAGCAACCCGAUCAAAAGUGUUCCAUUGCGUCGACAGCACAGCUGCCGGAGUCGCAGCCGCAGCUGCCUUCGCAGAAAUCCGUCUCCAAUCUGCAGAAGCCAACAGCGCCAGUCAGCCAGGAGAGCACAAGCACCGGUGGACCAAAGCAAUGGGCACAACUAAAUGGAAAGGCAGUAGAUCAAGAUGGUUUAAGGGCCUCAAACCGACUGCAGCCCUUCUCUCACGAGGAAUUUCCGACGCUGAAAGCAGCAGGCGAACAGGACAAGGGUGGCAAGGAAAAAAGCGUCUUCGAUCCGUCGUAUGGGCCCGGACCAAGCCUCCGCCCUCAGAAUGUGACGAGUUGGAGAGAGGGUGGAGGAAGGUUGCUGCUGCAGCCCCCGUCUCCAUCCUCGCCCCUCCCUCCCGAGCCGGAGGGCAAAACCGGCGGCUCACCCGAAGCUGCGACUCCUCUCCCUCCCUCGACUUCGGCCACCUCCGCUUCCUCGACGGCUAACUCGGUCACUGCCACGCCGCCGCCCCCCGAUCUGAAGGAGCCCCCGCUCCGGCCGGCGCAGCCAGCGCAGCCGGCACGCAGGAUUACACCGGGGAAGCAAUAUCAGAUGCAUCACUCCAACUCCGCCACCUACCACGACAUGCUGCCCGCCUUCAUGUGCUCUAAGGAGAGUCGCGAGACGGGUUCCUCCGAGCACGGACCGACCGCUGCUGUCGCCCCCGUCCGUUUUGAUCCUCGACCCGCGUUCAGACCUGCCUUCCCUCCACCUGAGCCUGUCAACGGAGAUGUUAGGAGGGAGAACCGCUUCACCCGGGUUCCCCCUCGUCCCUCGCCUCGACCGAUUCGCCGCCCUGGAGACAGGCCACCCCGAGCUGCCAUCAUUAACAUCGAUGACCUUAAAGAUCUGGACGAUCUGGACAACGACUUGGAGGACGGAUGGGCUGGUCUUCACGAGGAGGUGGAUUACAGCGAGAAGCUCAAAUUCAGCGAUGACGAAGAGGACCACUGCCUCGCCAAGAAGAACAAAGCAUGGGCCGAGUGGGAUUCUCGUCGUGAGCGCCAGUCGUCGAUGAGCUCCGAGGGUCAGGAUGACUUGUACCAUCACCAGCAUGAGCCUCCACUUUCCAGGAAAACCAGCAGCAGAUACAGCUCAACGGACUUGCAGCCGCAGCAGAGGAACAGCGGCGUGAGCGAGUCCGUCGACGAGCAGCCCGAGCCGCAGCGCCCCGCUCCCCCUCCUCCCCGCGGUAAGUUCGUCCCGGCGGACGUCUCCGAGGCCGUGGAGAGGGCGCGUCGGCGGCGCGAGGAGGAAGAGAGACGGGCCCGCGAGGAGAGACUGGCCGCCUGCGCCGAGAAGCUCAAGAGGCUGGACGAGAAAUUCGGCAAGACCGAGAAACCCGCGCAGCCCGCAGAGGCGCCCGGGGCCGAAAAUAAAGAGCCGGCGCAGUCUCCGUGCAGAGACUCGGCUAAACAACAACCGGAGGUGUGGCAGCACGGAGCUAGAGAGGAGCAGAAACCCGAUCCACUUCAUAACCAGGAUUACAGAGACGACUUCAGCUACAGGAAUGAGGACGACGCUUCAGACUACGCCCGGCACCAGAAAGCCGUCCCGCCCCGCUUCCAGAAACAGCAGCAACAGCAGGAGCAAACGUAUAAGGUGCAGCAGUGGCAGCAGUCUGGCUCCGUACCCAACCAGAGAGGUUAUUACCCCUCUCCUGUGCUGGGUUUUGACCCACGCUGGAUGAUGAUGCCCCCUUACAUGGACCCCCGAGUGACCCAGGGCCGCUCACCCCUCGAUUACUACCCCCCUGUUCACUCGUCAGGAAUGAUGAAGCCGGUGAUGCCGCAGGAUCACCUCAACAGCCCCGGUUCUGGUUCUGACGAGGGCUGCCAUCCCAGCAUGCACCAGGAGAGAAGAGCACCCUCUGCUGAGAAUUACCCAGUUUGGAGCCAAGAUGGCUUCCCGCACGCUCGCAGUUUCACCCCUCCUUAUCAGAGGCCGCACGAGAGCGCGGAGAGGAGUCAGGUGGACGACAGGAGUGACCGGUCAUGCUCCCAGCAGGACUCUUACGAUGAGAGGAACGAGCGCGUGGACAGUCCAUCAGAGCAUCUCUCUCACCAGGUCUUCCGCCCGGGCCGAGGAUCCGACAUGUCUCUCGGUUCGCAGCACGACUCCGGCCACGAAGACGCCCACCGCCCGUCGCAGCACAAGGAGUACUCGAACCUGGAGCACCACAAAGAGCUCUCCUCUCACCGACAUCACCGAGAGAGUCAGGAUUCUCACCACGACGCCGGCGAGGGGAAGGAUGACGACUUCGAGUGUGAUUUCUGGAGGAAAGACAAAGACGAGCAGGUUCAGUGGUCCGAAGCCGGCUCGAGCAGCAGCAGCGUCGUCGGCCAGCCGUCCGAAUCCGGCAGCAGGACCUUCAGGAGGACCGGUCCCAUCAAGAAACCCGUCCUCAAGGCCCUAAAAGUGGAGGACAAGGAGAACGAGAAGCCCAAGUCUGAGCCGGAGGAGAAGACCGUUCCGUAUAGACUCGAGAAGGAAGUCCUGACUAAUGUCUAUGAUCUGAAAAAUGACAACCAACCUUUGGCCGGCAGGCACCCGGCUCCCGUGAGCACCCACGAGGAGAAGCAAGCUUCCAGACCCAAAGUGGAGAAGCCGAGCUACCCGACCGAGGAACUCCGAAACGAGGAUUUGAGGAGCAAGGAAAACGGCUGGACUAACAAAUACCAGCCGAAAGAGACGCUGGAAGACCGAGAGUCUGCUGUGCCGCGCCGUAACAACUGGAUCUUCAUCGACGAGGAGCAGGCGUUCGCCGGAGCCAGGGGAACGGGCCGUGGUCGAGGCAGAGGCUUCAGGGAUUUCAAUUCUCGAGGCGGAGGCCGAGGAGGUCGUACCGACAACCCUAGAGGAGCGUUUAACGCCGGGAACAUGCACCGAGCCGGUCGGGGUCGAGGCGCACGCGAGUUCGUCAAACCCGAGGACUUGCAACGAGGCAAACCGAGAAGGCGCAACGUGAGCGAGACGCUCAGCGAGGCCUCGGAGUACGAAGAGUUGCCGAAACGCCGCAGGCAGAAGAACGGAGAGAACGGCGAGAACGCCGAGGCCGCUUAUUCCACGACGGACAGGGUGGACAGGGACUCGUGGAGGUCCAAUAAAGUCUACAGUGAUGACCAAUCCGGGUGGGACAUGAGGGAGAAAUCCCGAACAAGAAAUUUUGGUCGGUCCCUUCCUCCGAGGUUGAACGCCGGGUACAACCGAGGGUUUGCAUCGAGGGAUGUUUCAACCUGGCGUGGAAGAGGGGCCCAGUUCGGCGGUUCCGCUCAACAAAACGGUUACAACUUUUCAGGCGACUCCUUUUCGAGAAAGUCGUCCGAAGGCGAGAGCCUGAAGUACCCCUCAAAGCCGCCCUCCUUCACCGAAAACGGACUCGACGAGAAAGAGGGCGACUACCAAUUUGACGAGAAUUCCGACAACCGCCCCAUGAGGAGACGCCGUCCACCUCGCCAGGACAAACCCCCACGGUUCAGGCGUCUGCUCCAGGAGCGAGAGUCUGGCAGUCAGUGGAACGGCGAAGAGUACGUGAACGGGGACUUCUCCAACCCCUGGCCCGGUCGAUCCAAGAGCAGCGACGACCACUGGCCCGGGCAGUGUUCCGGAAGCCGCCAGCAGGAGUUCGCCCCUCAGGGUGAAGACUGGGAGAGCGGCUCGGAAAACGGCGACUCCAACGAUUGGAGAGAGAAGCGCGGAGACGCUCUGGCGGAUUCGGGCCACGGCGAGGCCGGCUCCGAGAAGAGGGAGCUCUCCAAGAGAAGCUUUUCCAGCCAGCGCCCACUGGUGGACCGGCAGAAUCGUAAGAGCGACCUGUCCGUUAUGGAAAGUGGGAAGAUGACAAGGUGCUCGGAUGCUUCUUCCAGCUGUGGCCCGUCUAACAGGAACGACGGCUGGCAGAACGGGGUGUCGCCCAACUGCAGGCGGAGUCCAGACGAUGGCACCUCGGGCAUGAACGCUGGCCCGAUGUACAGCGUGGAGCAGACGGAGGACGGUCUUCCCCUCGGCACUGCCGAAUCAGCCGGGAAGAAGCUGGAUAAAGAGCUGAAGCCCAGGACGCUGAAGGCGGACAUGGCUGAACCCCUUUCACAAUAUGACCUGACCAGCUACCCGAUUGAGAGCGAUUCAGGAGCCUCUAUUCCAAGUCCUGAAGGCUUCCAAGAUGCCCUGGCUAAAAAGCAACGGCGCCCUCAGGAGGAGGAUCGGAGGAGGAAGGAGCACAGUGCACAGGUGGUGGUGAAAAACAGACCCAUCGCCUCCAAAAUGCCUCCACGUUUUGCCAAGAAGCAGGGCGGCAUGUCCAUGGACCAGCCGGACGACACUCUCUCGACGAGCAACCUCGGCACGGAGAUCUGGGAGACGAGCAGCGCAGCAUUACCAGUUCAGUCGUCUGGUGGAGACGCAUGGACAAAGCAGGUGUCCUACACUGGAAGUGAACCGAAUUCAGAGGAUUCCGAUGCCGAGCCGGAGCUGAGCAAGGAGCACAAGCCCGGGCCGAUCGGAAACGAGAGAUCCCUGAAGAACCGCAAGGGUUCGGAGGGCGUGGAGCGUCUGGAGGGUCCCAUCACCCCCGUCAACGGAGUGGACAUCCACGUGGAAAGCGUUCUCCCCGUUCCUCCCAUCGAGUUCGGGGUCAGCGCCAAAGACUCGGACUUCAGCCUCCCUCCGGGAGCGGCGCCGGUGGCCGUGUCCAGCACGGUCGGCAAACUGCAGGACGCUCUGGCCGGCAACGUUGGCCUUGCUCAGGGCAUUCCUAUGCUGCGUAGAGAUCACCUGCAGCCUGGCAUCAACCUCAACCCCAUAUCGUUCCCCAGCACAGACCUCACACUCAAGAUGGAGUCUGCACGUAAAGCCUGGGAGAACUCGCAGUCCCUCCCUGAGCAGGGCUCUCCGGUGGGAGCGGGAUCGGUCACGCAGUCUCCCUGCAGCUCCUCCAACGCUGUCAGCUACAGCUCGUUCGGAGGCGUCUCCAUGCCCCAGAUGCCCGUGGCUUCGGUCGCUCCUUCUGUCUCCAUUCAAGGUAAUCAUAUACCCCCUCUGUACCUCGAUGGCCAUGUUUUCCCGAGUCAGCCUCGCUUGGUGCCACCCACUAUGACCCAGCAGCAGAGCUACCAGCAGGCAGCAGCGCAGCAGAUCCCCAUCUCUCUGCACACGUCUCUGCAGGCUCAGGCUCAGUUGGGACUAAGGGGGGGUCUCCCUGUCUCUCAGUCCCAGGAGCUGUUCAACUCCAUGCCUUUCAGGUCCCAGGUGUUUAUGCAGCCUAGCCUGUCCCACCCGAGCGCCAUGGUGCUUUCGGGAGCCGGUCCUCUCAAAGGGCCGUACUCCGCCUUCCCAGGCAUGCAGCCCUCGGACAUGGUGAAGCCGCAGUCGGGCUCGCACUACCAGCCCAUCAACGGCAGCCAGGCGCUGGUUUACGACAGCGGCAUCAACCAGGCCGCCGGUUUGGGCACCUCUCAGCUCAUGGACUCGCAGCUCAUUCAGGUGACGAUGCCCCUGCCUGGCUCUCAGCUGCGUUACGGUUCGGCCCAGCAGCACCUGAUCCUGCCACAGUCCAUCCAGCUCCAGCAGGGUCAGAACCUCUCCGUCGGCGCCCCGCGUCGCAUUAUCCCCCCUGGGUCACAGCCGCCCGUCAUGCCCGGCAACCGAGAGCUGGAGAUGAAAGGAUUCCAGUUUCCUGACAAGCUCACUCACUCACCUGGAAUACCUAUUGGAUCUUAUAGGCCUGGCUCUGCCAGCCCCAGCGGGAAGCCGCUCGGUCCACCAAACAUGGGCUCCCUGCCUGCGCAUUACACACAACAGGUGCCCCAUUCACAGGGCAACAUGGUGAUGCACAUGCGCCCGCCCUCCAGCGGCCCCUUCCCGAACCCCAUCCAGAGGCCUGUCAUGCAGGUAAACAAGACCAUCAUGAUGCGCUCUCCCCCGUACUCCGGCCCCGGCCGAGAUCUCCCCCACUCCGCUCCCCCUACCAACCUGGAGCCCCCGAACAAGAGUGCAGAGGAGGGCACGAAGACUAAAACCCUGCGUGAUGUGCGCCAGACUGUUGGGGAUCUGAAGGCUCCUUCCUCGUCAGUGAUUGGCAGCAAACUGCAGGAUUCUGCUGCACCGCUCCAGGUGAAACCCAGUCGCACCGGAGCCAUUAAACCUCAGAGUGUUAAAGUGGAGGAAAGCAAGGCCUGAACCCCACAGAUCCUCCCUCCCUCGUCUCUCUCUCCGUCCGGACCGACCGUCUGCGCUCAGCCGGGGGACGUCUGGCUCCCGGUUUCCGUUAGUCCGCGUUAGUUUCGGUUCGUCUCGUCUCAUCACGUUCACCCUUCACCGGAGAGCAGACCGGAGAGCACCGGGACGGGGACGGUUCUAGAGAUUUCAAAUCUAUCUAUAUAUAAAUAUAUAAAUGUAUACUAUGAUUAUAUAAAUGCAUAGCCGUGAUAGCUUGGGACUCUUCUGAGCAGACUCCUCGUUAUUUAUUUUCCAUUUCAUGAGAAGAAGAAUCACGAUCGGCGUUCGUUCUCUUGUUCGAGCUCCGAGAACAGAAAACACGCAUCCGAGAAAUCGUGGACACAUCAAGGUCACUCGAUUCAUCCCGUCCAUUGCCAAACCGUGCGCGGUCAGGAGGUCGGACUGUAGCUGAUUGACCCGGCUGAGAAAUACGAACACGUCUCUUUAACUGCUGAUCUGCAGUGUGUGGCACCGUUUGUCAUCCUUACUGGGUACCAUGGAGUUUUAACCUUUAUUUUUUCUUUUCUUUUUUAAAUAAAUAUAUAAAUAUCAUAACCAACACCUAUUUGCUCUAUUAUGAAGGGGCGUCUUUUAUUCAAUAAACCUUUCAAACCCCCCCACAGCUAAAGAUUUUCACUGUUCUGCAUGGAGCAGACUCACAGAACUCGACUUUUAAAAGACUGGAAUUGUGAUUUAAGUUUUUUGUUUUUUUUCCCUCUUUCGUGUAUAAAUGUGAUCUUUCAUUUUCACCUCUGCAAGUGCGACUGGCAUUAGUGGCAUCAGUGUUUUAAGGGUCAUGUUGGUGUGCUUGCGAGUGCCAGCCGGGGCCUGUCUGUAAUAUUUAGGGUUAUUAGUACACUCUAAGGGUGGGUGAGUGAACACAGGGCACUUUGUGGUGUUGGGGCGGUCUUGUGCUGAUAGCGUCAGGGCGGGGCCAUUUAACCAUCCAAUAAUAUCGCAGUAAAUCAGGUUACGGUGUUUUUAUUUCCGAAUACUAUUGCAUGUGGGACAUGGUUAAAUUCACGCCCUCUCUUUACUGGCAUUACAAUGCGACGUUCCAUCUGUCCAUACCAAAUCUGGUAGUUUUAAUGUGAUGGGGAGAUUAGACGCUUAGAUGGGAAUUAGCAAUGACUAAAUUGAGUUACACGGUGAGUCUUGGCAUUUAGGAAUUCAUCAUUGUAGUAAGGGGGUAGUAGUAAGGCAGGACCUAAUUUCUCUUCCUUUCUGCCUUCACAGAGGAAGCACGUGUUGGGCGUCUUGCUUUCAUGUUGGUAGUCGUCUUGAGAUGAAAGUGCUUGUGGGAUUUGGAAUUGAAAUUAGAAAUUAGUGUUUUCAGUAGGAGACCUGGCUAAUUGGGAUGCACAGAGACUAAAUACACUGUGGUCCUCCCUACCCUCCAAAUAUGACACCCUAGGGGGUUGCCUGUUGUCCAUCGCCUAGUCCAGACUGUACAAACUAUCUGGGGAUGGGGGUGUAUCAUCGUUUAUUGCGAUAUUAUACAUGUCAUAUUGUGAACUUGCUCAGCCCUAGUAGUUCCAGAUCCAUUUGGGACAGCCUUGCUUGGUACUCAUGACCAGUUUAGUUGGUGCCAAGUAUUAUUAUUAUUAAUAUAUUUUUUUUUUUUUUUUGCAAGACACACACACACACACACACACACACAGUCUGUUUUUAACAAGUGUCUUUAUUUUGGAUGAAAUGAGAUGAACUUGCCUGUCUUGGUGAAAGAUCUAUACAUUAUGGACACGUUCACUUUACUUCGUUUGGACAUUAAGGAUCUCAGCUGCACAUCUCACGCCAUGAUCUCUCAAGAAUUAAAAAAAAUAUAAAGGUGCUUUCGGGAUCAAACUUUGCUUUCCGCGUCCGGUUGUACAGACCUGCAGCAGGUUGUUCUGAGAAGAUGGAGAACGUGUGUGUUUGACGUCUACUGUUGGAAGAAUUGUGCAAAGUGGACCGCUCUCACUCGGACUGAUUAUUUUUCUUCUUUCUCUCCAGGACGUUCGUUCUUAUGAUUUUCAGACGUGAAUUAGGUGUUCGGUGGACCUGCUUGGACCACACUGAUUACAAACAGAUCUGUACAGGCUCACAUUAUCAACUCUUUCCUUUCUAGACUCGGAUUUAAAGGAGUGACGCUGGAUAUUUAACUGUCGACUUUUCUGUUACCUAUUUAAGUUUGUGUAAGGGUCGAUCAGCGCUCCCGUCCGACCCCGGAUCUUAUUUAUCCUUAAUGUUUAUUCUUUCAGAGAUGUGAUUAUAACAUGAUCAUUUUCCCCUUGUUUAAUCCCAUUGAGAGAAAAAAAGAAAUAAAGCAGAAUGCUUUUUAAAGAUUUAA
Molecule: messenger RNA, 9064 nt
Organism: Trichomycterus rosablanca
Lineage: Eukaryota; Metazoa; Chordata; Actinopteri; Siluriformes; Trichomycteridae
Gene: prrc2b
Product: proline-rich coiled-coil 2B
Exons: 31
Coding region: 199-6696 (2165 amino acids)
Biological process (GO): cell differentiation
Source: RefSeq, a predicted model, not a curated record